AUGGAGCUAGAUAUGAGGCUAAACAAAAACCAAACUAUUGAUAAACAUGUGCAAGAUGAGCUCAAUAAAGAGAGGAGUCAUUGGAAAGAUGUGUUGCUGAGAAUUUUCUCAUUGGUAAAGACUCUUGCUAAACAGAAUUUGGCGUUUCGUGGAAGUAACGAGAAAAUAAGCGCAGACGGUAAUGGAAACUUUUUAAGCUUUAUUGAGAUGCUUUCUGAGUGGGAACCAGUUAUGAGAGAACAUCUUAGGCGUUUUGAAGAUGGUGAGUCUCGUCAUCAUUAUCUCAGCAAUAAAAUUCAGAAUGAGGUAAUAGCAAUGUUAGCUAAUGAGAUCAAAGAUUUGAUCAUCAAGAAGAUUAAGCUUGAUGACACAUCUGGAGGACUUUUUCGUGAGAUUCAAGAUGUGUUGGUUGCUCUUGUUUUGAGGAUUGAUAAUCGAUGGAAAGUACUUGAGGAUAUGGUGGGAGGACUAACAGUUAAAUCUUUAUCCCAAACUCGUUGGGAGAGUCAUUUUCUUAUUUCCAAAAGUUCAGAGAAACAAGUUUUGAGAGAGCAAAAUCUGAAGCUAUUCUAUUGUCUGAAUCCAUGGACAAUGAAGCUGUAUUCCCUACAAAGGCAAAGCGUGUUAUAA
Eutrema salsugineum is the source of this 630-nucleotide messenger RNA. RefSeq lists its product as uncharacterized. The transcript has 4 exons. The coding region runs from base 1 to 630 and encodes 209 amino acids. The record is from RefSeq and is a predicted model, not a curated record. NCBI's taxonomy places the organism in Eukaryota, Viridiplantae, Streptophyta, Magnoliopsida, Brassicales, Brassicaceae.